CGAAAACCCAAGGCUAAAACCGUCCACCUAAAUUACGACGGUUAUCUCCAAAAACUCAGCAAUAAUAGUUUCCAAAUGUAACCUUUCAAAAACAAAUCAUCUUCUAUACAUAGCAUAUUCCUCCAUCAUCCAUAUCAUGUUACAAUAAUCCAUCACAUUGACUGUGACCCACCCACCUUCACUCUAUUGACUCUUCACCUAUUCUUCUUCUAUAUAUACCUUCUUUCCUUCCCUUGCUUCACACUUAUUUUUCAUUUCCUCUCUUCAAUUCCAAAACUAACUCUUCAACAACAUACACCAACAAUGGGUCAGAAAGAUGAGAUCGAAAAGAAAAACGAAGUCGUUUUGAAACUCGAUUUACAUUGUGAAGGAUGCGUCAAGAAGAUCAAACGCGCUCUUCUCCGUUUCGACGGUGUGGAAGACGUUAAACCUGAUACAGCCGGUAACAAACUGACGGUUAUCGGAAAAGUGGAUCCUAUUAAGGUUCGUGAUAAACUGGCGGAGAAAAUUAAGAAGAACGUCGAGCUUGUUUUUUCUCCGCCUAAAAAAGACGCCGUCGUUGAUAAACCGCCGCCGGCGAAGAUCAAACACGAUGAUGAGGAGGAGAAGAAGAAGAAACCGGACGAGAAAAAGGCUGAUGAAAAACCGCCCAAACAGUCGGUUGAAAACACGGUCGUUUUGAAGAUUAGAUUACACUGUGACGCAUGUAUUCAAAAAAUUGAAAAGAUUAUCCUCAAAAUCAAAGGAGUUGAAUCAGUGAACAUUGAUGGAGGAAAAGAGUUGGUGACAAUAAAAGGAACUACAGACGCUAAGGAAAUUGUACCAUAUCUGAGGGAGAAGCUGAAACGCGAUGUGGAAGUGAUUCAACCAAAGAAAGAAGAGGAUAACAAGAAGAAUAAAGAGAAAAAAGAAGAAGGUGGUGGUGGUGAGAAGAAAGAGGGUGGAAAAGCAAAGGUGGAGGUAAAUAAAAUGGAGCAUUACGGUUACGGGCAGCAACCUCCUAUGUAUUGGUACGACGGAUUCGAACCGGGUCAGAGUAGUAGUAAUAGGGUGGAGGUUCAGCCAGGGUAUUCGAAUCAACAGGGGCAGAAUUAUAAUUAUGCGAAUCAACAGGGGCAGAAUUAUAAUUAUGCGAAUCAACAGGGGUAUAAUUACAAUUACAUGAACAUGAACCAGAAUCAUCAUCAACAAGGGUAUGAUUAUAGUUAUGGGAAUCAAGGGUAUAUGGUAGAGCCUCAACAACCUCCAUUCUAUAUGCAUCCAAAUCAUCCCCCUCCACAAAUGUUUAGCGAUGAAAACCCAAAUGCUUGUUCUAUGAUGUGAGUAUUUUUCUUUUUGUUUAUGCACAUGCAAGUUGUAAAUAACAUAAACUAGUUUUGUAGUAGUUUAUUCUUAUUUUAAUUAGUUUUUAGGAUAAUGUUUUUAUAUAUUUUUUAUUAGAAAAAUAUAUAGUUGAAACUGUGCUAUUGGCGCAUGGUUAGUGACGUAGAGGGGGGAGGUACGGCCUGCUGGAUGGGAGGUUCCGGUUUUGGAUUAUUAGGAAAAAGACAAAAAAUGGGUAGCUGUUAUUUUGUUUGUUUGCUUCUGGUUUAUAACGUAGUAUUAUAAAAAUUAUAAAAAUCAUGAAUAUAUAAAUCAUUUUUGGAGCAACAUUUGGAUCA
This is a messenger RNA of Vicia villosa (hairy vetch), 1661 nucleotides long. Its product is annotated as heavy metal-associated isoprenylated plant protein 6-like. The coding region runs from base 304 to 1323 and encodes 339 amino acids. Gene Ontology annotation, molecular function: metal ion binding. The record is from RefSeq and is a predicted model, not a curated record. Lineage: Eukaryota; Viridiplantae; Streptophyta; Magnoliopsida; Fabales; Fabaceae. The transcript is spliced from 4 exons.